Epinephelus lanceolatus (giant grouper) is the source of this 2922-nucleotide messenger RNA. The record is from RefSeq and is a predicted model, not a curated record. Lineage: Eukaryota; Metazoa; Chordata; Actinopteri; Perciformes; Serranidae.
AUGGCAGCAGUAGGAGCCCCGGGGCCAGCGGUCAGUGACUGUAUGACCAAGGUGGCACUGAGCAUCUCCUGUGAUAAUCUGCUCGACAUGGAUACCUUCUCAAAGUCUGACCCUCUGUGUGUGCUUCACAUGAACAGCUCAGGGCCUCACUGGUGUGAGAUUGGCCGGACGGAGAAAAUCAAAAACUGCCUUAAUCCCAAGUUCUCCAAGACUUUUGUCAUCGAUUACUACUUUGAGAUGGUGCAGAAGCUGAGGUUUGAAGUGUACGACAUUGACAGUGAUAACCACAGUCUGCAAGAUGCGGACUUCCUUGGAGAACUGGAGUGUACCUUGGGACAGAUUGUGUCCUCAAGGAAACUAACAAGACCACUUGUCAUGAAGGACAAGAGACCAGCAGGGAAAGGAACCAUCACUAUAUGUGCUGAAGAAAGAACAGACAACAGGGUGGUGGAAUUUGAAGCUGCCGGUAGAAAACUGGAUAAAAAGGAUUUCUGGGGCAAGUCUGACCCUUUCCUGGAAUUCCACAAGCAGACAGAAACUGGAUGGCAGCUCGCUCACAGGACAGAGGUGGUGAAAAACACCCUAAACCCAGUGUGGAGACCGUUCCGCAUCCCGAUGCAGUCGCUAUGUGGAGGUGACGUGGAGAAACCUAUAAAGGUAGAUUGCUAUGACUACAACAGCAGUGGAUCUCAUGACUUUAUUGGAUCCUUUGAGACUUCACUCUGUGCAAUUCAGCAGGCAUCGCAAACAUAUGCGGCCGAGUUUGAAUGCAUCAACAGUAAGAAGAAACAGAAGAAGAAAGGAUACAAAAACUCUGGGGUUAUCGUAAUAAAGAAAUGCAAGACAGUGAAGGAGUAUAGUUUCCUGGAUUACAUAAUGGGCGGCUGUCAGCUUAACUUCACUAUUGCUAUUGAUUUCACAGGCUCCAACGGGGAUCCCAGAACCCCUCAGUCCCUCCAUUACAUCAGCCCUCAGGGCUAUAAUGAGUACCUGGCUGCUAUCUGGGCAGUGGGAAAUGUCAUCCAGGACUAUGACAGUGACAAGAUGUUCCCUGCUUUUGGAUUUGGAGCCAAGAUCCCUCCUACAUGGCAUGUCAGCCAUGAGUUUCCCAUUAACUUCAACCCAUCAGAUCCGUUUUGUGCAGGUGUAGAGGGUGUGGUCCAUGCCUACCAGCAGUGUCUGCAGCAAGUGAAGCUUUACGGUCCCACAAACUUUUCCCCAAUCAUCAACCAUGUAGCCCAUUUUGGCCGACAAGCCAUGCAGCAGGAAACUGCCUCUCAAUACUUUGUUCUGCUGAUCAUCACUGACGGAGUGAUCACAGACAUGGAUCAGACACGUAGUGCCAUCGUCAACGCCUCUCGCCUGCCCAUGUCGAUCAUCAUUGUUGGAGUAGGGGGAGCAGACUUCGAUGCCAUGGAGUUCCUGGACGGAGACGAUGGAAUUUUACGCUCUGCCACAGGCGAGGCUGCCAUGCGGGACAUUGUGCAGUUUGUGCCUUUCAGGCAGUUCCGUGAUUGUCCUCAAGAAGCGCUUGCUCAGAGCGUCUUGGCAGAAAUCCCGGGUCAGGUGAUGGGUUUCUUCAACACCAUGAAACUGAGGCCACCCCACAGCGACACACCUCUACCUGACCUCUCAGCAUCCGCACCCCCGAGUGAAAUGUCUUGAGGAUGGCAUGCAGCAUCCACUCUGUCAGCCAUGGUUUGAUUUGUAAAUACUAUGUACUAAUAUUUUAAAGCCAUACUCAUUGUCAUUGUCACGCAUUUUCUAACAUUUUUUCAAUGUGCACUUAAUGUAGAUAUUUAAUUUGACUCUUGCAUACAACUUUAUGUGACUCAAGUCAGUUAAUCAGUUCAGUUUUUAUUUGUCACGUGAUCAUAUAAGGUCCAAUUCCAGUGAAAUGUAAACCCGCCAGUUCCUUCAAGACACGAUUGUUAAGAAUUUAAGAGUUUAGGGCAUUACUUGAAACCAGUAUAAGUUACGCCAAGGUCUAGGUAUAUGUGGAACAAUUGAGGCAACUAACAGCAGUCAUCUCAUGAGUCUGUCAGAUGUAUGUAUGAAAGGGCUGGCGUACUUAAUGUGUCCUACAUGUUCCUGCUAAUACUUCCUCAAGCAUCUCCAUAUUACAGUAACCACUUGCUGGUUUAUACACUCUCAUAUUUCCCUGGGAAAUGAAGCAUGCAUUUCCUUUGAAAUCAGGGCCUCGGACAAUACAGUGACUAUCAAAUGCAAUUCAGUGAUGUUUACAUAGUGGAUCCAUACACAAUGGAUUAAUCGUUUGCCUAAACCAAUGCCUUUUGUAGAUUUUACACAACAAAGAGGAUUACAGUGUGUCCUUGGUGCUGUUUUGUACUUUAAUCAGUUUCCUUUUCUUUUUUUAAAUCAAGUUUCAUAUUUGAUUUGACAUAUAAGCGUUAAAGAAGGAGAAGCUAUUAUCGGUGAGCUUCAUUUCUUUAAAAUGCAUGUUUGUACACUAGAAGUUCACUCUGUCUUAAGAGGAGAAAGUAAAACUUCUCACUUUACUGACUGUUAUGAAAAUGGCCUUGUACAUUUUACUGAGUGUAUAUUUGUUGUUUGGAUAAGUUGUUUGCACCGAUCACUGAGACAUUGUCUUAUGUAUUGUAGUUAUCUUUGUCUUGGACUUUGAUUUUAUCAAUAUUUUAUGUAAACAUGACAGCAAUGUAAAAGAGAAAUUAUAUUGUACCUACUUAACAGCCGGCUUCUACUUCAAUAUUUCUAUGUGAAAUUAUACGAUAAUUUGAAAGAUUUUUGUUGUUGUUUUGUUUUGCUCGUGCCUUCAUCUCAUGACAUUUAAAAAUACUACAUGUAUUUUAACAAAGUAGUGAUUUAUAUUCACAACCAAAUUGAUUUAACUCUGGACUUCAGACUUGCAACUAAAUAAACACCUACUCUAUCUGUUUUUAA